GCCAGGACCCACAUCCCCGGCCCCUGGGUCUCGGACCGGGGUCUCUGUGGCUCUUGGUGACUGCCAGCGCCUGCCAGAGCAAGCUCCUGGGCGCUGAUCGCAUAUGGGGGGCCGGAGGCGGGGCAUGGGUUAUCCCCGCGCCGAUCCCCGGGGCUCCUCGAGGCUCGGGGUUCCGGUUCCCCCUGUUGGACUACGUCUCCCAUGAUUCCCGGAGGCAGCCAUCUUGCCCGAAGUCCGUGAAUGGGCCGAGGGAACCAGAGAACUCGGUUUCCCUUGAUCCCCGGGCCCCUGGAUUCCCCACUUCCUUUUUUCCAUCCCGGACCGCGCCUCCGGUGGCUCCCGGGAGUGGGGAAAGCCAAGAAAAGCGGGAUACGGGGCGGGGAGACCCCUGCCGCGGACCCCCGACCGCCCCCGCCGCCUGCCUCCCCGCCCCCGCCGCCACGAUCGAGGGCCCGUGAGGGAGGGAUCCGGCUCGGACCUCGGGGCGGGUGGAGGGGGCAGAGCCUGUGCUCUGGUCCUUCCAUCUCUACCAGCUAGUCUCCCGGGAAUGAGGAUGGGGCGAUCUGGGGGUUCCCGGAGCCGCGGGAGGGAGCGGGGGAACGUGGAGUGUGGACCAUGGAGGGAGGAGGAAGGGAGGGGGAGCCAGAGAGCCAUGCAGAUGUGUGCACACGUCAGUGGUGUGGUGAAGAGUCACCCUGCAUAUUCAUGAACGCUUCGGAGGGGCCAGGAAGGAGCCAGAGUCAACCCUAGUUCCAGUCCACUGUUGGGCCCACCUAUAACUGUGACAGCCGGGUUGGGGGUCCGGUGGGCGGGGUGGCCUAUGUAGAUGUGUGCAUACAUCAGGGGGUCCUGGGGAGUCACCCCUGGGAAACUAGCACACAUGUUAUACCAUGAAAAUCCAAUUAAUGACGCCCCCAUUCAGCAGGAAGCAGUUUGGAGAGAAAAAACUGCACCCAUGUUCCCAAAUAUGGUUUAUAAACGUUCUUUUACAUUUAAAGGGGGAUAUGAUAUAGAUAUAAAUAAUUUACAUUGAUAUGGAUUUUGCUUUAGUGAUUUAAAUUUAAGGUCAAUUUUGUUAUAUGUAUAUGUAUUUCUGAUCUUGAUUAAGGUAUUGUGAUUGUGUAGUUCACUUAAAAAUGUAAUGCAUAUAGGCUGUUAAUGGAUAAUCAUUAAUAAUAGUCAAGUUUGUAGUCAUGUUAGAUUUUCUAGAUAUAUAGAUAUAUAUUUCAGUUAGAUCGGCAUUCUUCAUAUCUUUCAAAGACUAUGGAAUAUGCUAUUAAAUGUUUUAAUAACUUAGGGUUUUUCAUGACAAUGAGAUACUCUGUUCCUGGCAGCACCAAUCUACUUCAAGAGAAAGAUGGGCAUUGAAGAGGAUCCUUAUGGAGUUUGAGAGCCAUUUGGGCAAGAAACUGCUCUUGCCUGGACUAUUACAUAAACUGGACACAGAGAACCCGCAGAGAGAGGACUACUGAACUUGCCUAAAGGUGAGAUGAUCUUUCAGGGUUCCUGAUUCAUGAAGGAGUCUGCAAGACAUUCUGCAGGACACAACAGAUAGUGACUAAACUGACUUUGAAAUUUCCUGCCUCGUGGAAAUGUCUGCUGGAAACUAUAGGCCUGUAAGCCAAAGAUAGAUGCCCCAACGGUACAAAAGAACUUUGGGUGACUGUACAGGCAGCAAGAUGUCUCUGUCAUUUCUAGAAUUUUAGAAGUUCUUGUUUGCUUAGGUAAUAUUGUAUCUUUCUGGAGUCUUUGAUGCAGUUGAAGAAUAGAUAGAUAGUUAUAGCUGUUUUCCUUUGUUAUGAUAAAAGAUAAUGUAGAUAUAAGUAUUGUAACUGUAAUUCUUACUUGAUAACUUUUGUUAUAUGUAAUUUUGCUAUGUUAAAGUUAAAGCCUUCCCUUUUUUUGUUUAAACAGAAAAGGGGGAAGUGAUGUGGGAGUGUCAUAUAUCAAUCUGUUGAUUUCAUUGGUUAAGCAAUAAAGAAACUGCUUGGCCCUGAUAGGUUAAAACAUAGGUGGGAGGAGUAAACAGAACAGAAUGCUGGGAGGAAGAGGAAGUGAGCUCAGAGACGCCAUGCUCCACUCUCCCGGAUAGAUGUGAUAGCUCUGCUCUCUGAGGCACACGCGAUGAAGCUCCGACCCAGGAUGGACAUAGGCUAGAAUCUUCCCAAUGAACACCAUUAAGACGGAGAGCAGGAGAAAUGUGAGGAUGCUGAAGGAAGAGGUGCAAAAGCUGGACGACCUUUACCAACAAACUGUGAAGGAGGCUGAGGAACAAGAUGAGAAGUGUGCCAGGGAGCUUGAAUCCCUGGAGAAACACAAGCACCUACUGGAGAGUACUGUGAACGAGGACCUCAGUGAAGCCAUGGAUGAGCUAGAAGCUGUCCAGCAGGAAUACCAACUGGUUCUACAAAGCAUAACUGAAGAAAGGGGAAAAGUGAGACACGACUUACUGCAUCUUUUAGAGAUGGUUGCUACACAUGUAGGGUCUUUGGAACCCAGGCAGCCGCGUGUGAUGAUCUGUGUGGCACUCAGGCAGGAGCUGCAGUUCUUAGAUGGGUUAUGGUCAAGAGGCCCUUUGACAACAGGCCUAGACUCUGUGUGGAGCUGUGGGAGGCACUCCAGAGGACACUAGACCUAGAGAAAACACAUCGCAGGGCCUGUGAAGCAAAGCCAGCUUGAACCGGACCUGGGAGAGGACAUAGGAGGAUGUGACCGACGCCACUGACGUUUCAUAGUGAUGGUAUGGAUGCUGGGCAAAAGACAGAUUGUGUGCCUGGGAGGCAUAGCUAAAGACAUUGGGGGGUGAGUUUGGGGAGUUCCUGUGCACUGAAGCCCUGAUCUGAGCAUUUGUUUUCUUUAGCAGACUCUUCGCAGAGCAAAUUAAACUGGACCCCAGAACCCAGUGCCCUACCCCAGCUCUUCCCUCAAUGAGCUCUGAAGCCUGUUGAGGAUCUGGUCUGAGAUUGAGGCUCAGAAGCACACCCCUUGCAUGUAAGAUUCAGGUUCAGCCAACAGAUGGUGCUUAGUCUUAUGAUCAGGGUUCCUACCCCCACUGCUCUCUUGGAGGCAGACCAAUGGUUUCGGUGGCAGUAUGCAUAUGUGUGCCUAUACGGCUAUGUUCAACGGGCCCUUGGGCACCAGGCACCC
Molecule: messenger RNA, 3147 nt
Organism: Alexandromys fortis (reed vole)
Lineage: Eukaryota; Metazoa; Chordata; Mammalia; Rodentia; Cricetidae
Product: kinetochore protein NDC80 homolog
Exons: 5
Coding region: 2168-2632 (154 amino acids)
Biological process (GO): attachment of mitotic spindle microtubules to kinetochore
Cellular component (GO): Ndc80 complex
Source: RefSeq, a predicted model, not a curated record